Polychytrium aggregatum is the source of this 2400-nucleotide messenger RNA. RefSeq lists its product as uncharacterized. The record is from RefSeq and is a predicted model, not a curated record. The transcript is spliced from 3 exons. The coding region runs from base 214 to 2178 and encodes 654 amino acids. NCBI's taxonomy places the organism in Eukaryota, Fungi, Chytridiomycota, Chytridiomycetes, Polychytriales.
CCCGACCAAACAAAUACCCUCGCUGUACCUGCCAUUGCCGACCAACAACCAUCUGCCAUCUGCGAUUGCCGACCAACAACCACCAACCGACAACCAUCUGCCAUUGCCGUCGCAGCCUCUUGCCGCCAACUACUUUCACGCUCCAGCCGCCAACAACUCCCGGCCCCAGCCUGCUCCCCCCCGCUUCCGCUCUACUUGCAUGCUUCAUCAUCCAUGUCGACCACCGUCUCUCGACCCGAUUUGAUCCUCUCGAUUCUGCCGCCGUCGCAUCCCGCGACCGACUUUGUCCAAGGCUUCAAUGGCAUCGGCAAACCCUUCACCGUCGCCGGCAUCAUCCACAUCAAGAACAAAUCCUUUGACAGUCACACCGUUCCCCUCCUCUCCGUCUCGCUCGUGGGCACAAUGACCUAUCCCGCCAUGGUCAUGGUCCCGGACGGCACCCGCAUGCCCAUCAAGACCCCAAAGACUGCAAAGCCCGAGGAGGUCUUCUUCAACCAGACCGUCACCUUUAUCGACCCCAAGGCCAAGGACGAGCCCGCCGCCCUCGGCCCCGGCAUCGCCGACAUCUGGCCCUUCACCUUCCUGGUCGAGAACACGCUCCUGCCGCCCGCCUCCGAUGCCAAGUCUCGCCCCGUCACCCGGCCUUCGUCGCUUCCUUUUGUGAGCUAUCAUCUGCUGGUGCGCUACCGCAAAGGCGGCGAUCCGCCGUCCCUCGUUUAUGAGGAGACCAUGGCACUGAAUACCCUGCCCCGUUACGAUGCCUCUCUGGUCCGCAAAGUCAUGCGCUCGCCAAAGCACACCUUCAAGCUCAUGGAUACCCUCGUGGCCGCCGAGUUCAAGUUCCCCGCCCUCAACUUUGCCGCCGGCGACGACAUCACCGUCUCCUUCCGCUGCAUAUCUCGCUCACAUCGCGACCGUGUCGAGUCCCUCACCUUCCACCUCAAAGAAUAUGUCUACGUCGAGACCGGCACCGGCGACGACAUCACCUCUGCCAGCCUCGAGGCCCUCGAAAACGCCAGCACCCCCGUGCAGAUCUCGGCCGCCCAGAACGGCAACUUUGUCAACGAUACCCAGGUGUCGCUACGCUGCCCCACCUUCCCACGCUCCUCGUACAACUACAGCCUCGCCACCAUCGCCGCCGACAAAAAGUCGGCUCCCAGGUGGAUCAAGGUCGAGGUCCGCCAUGCCGUCUCCCUGAAGAUCCACUACCGCAGCCUGCCGCGCAACUCCUCGCCCGCACCUACCUUUGCAGAGUCCUUCUUCAGCCCCGGCCUGAGCUUUGGCUUGCCACUGUACACCGCUACCAGCACUGGCUCUGCCCACUCCUAUUCUGCCUCGCCGCCCAAGACUCCGCCUCCUCGCACUCCCCCGCCGCCUUACUCGAGCCCCACUCCUGGAGAACUCGAGGAUACCCUCUACGAGUUCCCCAUCACCGUCGCCAGCUUUGAUCGCAAGAGCGCCCGGUCCGCCUCGCGCAAGCACGAGGAUUUGAUCUGGACGUCUCUCUCCGACACGGCGAUCCAGAAAGAGUACAGCAUCAUGGACAAUGUCUACGGCACCAGCAUCGAUGUUGCGUUCCAGGACUGGAAGAAGAAGAAGGAGAUCCUCGUUGCCAAGAUCAUGGACUUUGGCGACUACUUUCAUGCCCCGGCGGAGACAUCGUCUCCAUCGCCCUUGCAUCGCCCUGCAGCGUCGUCUGCGAUCCCGGUCCCAACUUUGAAUUCUGCUGCAACUGCUGCUGCUUCAACCUCGGUCCCAGCCUCGGUCCCAGCCUCGGUCCCAGUCUCUGUAUCUCCGCCCAAACCAACCUCGGCCGCCGCCUCGCUCGCCUCCACUGCUGCAUCUCAAGCCACCAACACGACCACUACCAUGUCUCCGGCUACGUCUCUCUCUCCAACCACAAACUUGGCUUCCAUGGUGUCGUCCAUCGUGUCCGCACCGACCUCUGGCGACCGCAAGUUUACUUCUGCACCACUGAAUUCUUCUCCGCUGAGCGAUAGAAAACUGGGUUCCCACACGCCUCCGCACUCUGGCCCAUCCUCGCCCGACCCUGGUGCUGCCGCUACCCUUCCUUCCACCAUGUCCAACGACCGUCGGGUGUCCGCCAGCGCAUCCAACAGCAACCGCGGUCGAUGGAGCUUGAUAGAUGCGGCUCGAUAUUACUUUGCUCACUCUUGAGCGUAUCCGACACCGCCCCCGCCCCCGCCUCCUCCAUAUACACCUUGCUCGGCUGUGCUUUUCUGUACAUUACCCAUCAUCGCCGCGGCCUACCUGCUCCCUUCCUUCCUUGCCUCCACGUUCGGAGCCAAACUAAGCAAAAAAAAAAAGCAAAUUAAUAGCAUCCUUCUCCCGACACUACUCUCAUCAUUUGCCAAGCUCAGUUGCUGCCCGAUCCUUGAU